This is a messenger RNA of Chara braunii, 3384 nucleotides long. Lineage: Eukaryota; Viridiplantae; Streptophyta; Charophyceae; Charales; Characeae. The record is from the annotation of a GenBank genome assembly.
GGUGCGCGCUCUCGAUCAAUCAAUCAAUCAUCAGCUCCUCUCCAUAGCCAGCCUGUGAGCAAGGCAUUGUUUGCUCUAUGUUCAAACCAGUGUGUGUGUGUGUGUGUGUGUGAGAGAGAGAGAGAGAGAGAGAGAGAGAGAGAGCCAUGAAACGCUAUAAGUGACGUCAUCGUUGUCUUGUGUCCAUGCCUGAAUCGAUCCCACGGUCGGGGCACCAUUCAUUAGCGACGUCAUCUACAUCUUCUACUCUUCGCCCUCGACGUCAAACGUCAGAACUCCACGCACGUGUGUGUAAAGGGAUAGUUGCCCGCUGAACAUACAUACAUUUUCGAACACAGCCGCUGUGAUCGAGCGAUCCACACACACACACACACACACACACACACACAGAGAGAGAGAGAGAGAGAGAGAGAGAGAGAGAGAGAGAGAGAGAGAGAGAGAGAGAGAAGAAGAAGAAGAAGAAGAAGAAGUGGGUAGGUAGAUGCAAAAUAAAAUUGUUGAUAACAAAGUACGGAAGAAAGGUAUUCAACGGGGUUGUCUUUCUGUGUUUGUUUCUCUCAUCCUUUUUUCGUCAUACGCCCAGCGCGUCCAUCAGCGCGUUCCUUCGCGCGGCCGUCUCCCGCACGCGGUUCAUCACUCCCGAGUUGUAAUGAUUGUUUUUUCAUCGUUUGUCUUUUCUUUUCUUCGCUUGUGUAUAUCUGAAGUUGCUCGAUCGAAUCGAUCAACAGAAUCCUCGCCUGAUUGAUUUUUCUUCCUUUUGUUUUUGCUUGUCUCUAGCCUUCUUCUCGGACUUGUGCGCAAUCAGAUGCACUCAUCGGGAGCUACCGAGAGAUAGGUAGGUAGAUAGAUAGAUGCAGAAGAAGAAGAAGGUCGCAGGAGUUGCGCAGUCCUAGGGAGGUUCACGCUCUGUUCUAAUACCAGAUUACUAGAUUACGUAAUCGAAGUACUAGAUUACGUAAUCGAAGUACUAGUUUACGUGAUCGAAAUACUAGAACAGCCUGUGAGAGAGGCGCCUCUUCCGUCAUCCAGUCCGUUCGGUGUCACGCUUAGCCCUUGCUUGGCUGACGUGGCAGUGUGGAAUUGUAGGCUGUAGCUAGUCUGACUAGCCGAGUGAGGGAAGCUCUGUUGUCGCGCUAGCUGGUGGUGUGUAGACCUAUGUGACGAGUAUAUCAGAUCGGCAGUUAAAUAGCUUUCCAGACCCGGAGGUGGUUCUGCUUGAAGGUAGGUAGGCAAGUCUCGUACACGUGGAGGAGCUUCAUGCAGGCCAUGAAUUGGGAUGUAAAUGCGGCCGUGGAUCUAUUUUUGGAAAAUGAGGGUACUCAGCUGGGCGUGAUGCCAGAAACCGCAGUCGGGUACCAAGUCAAGGAACCGGACGAGGAUGAUGGCGAAGAUGAUGAUGGGGGGUUUAGAGGGCGUGGGGAAGAGAUCCGAGAGCAGCAGCGGAGGGCAUCUGCUGCCCCGCCAGGCUCCUUCCCUAUUGGGUCUUUUUUAUCUGGGAUGUUCCCCCGUGUUGGCAGUGAGUCAUUCAUGGCAAGUGCGUUUGGAGAUCCUUGGGUGUUGAAUCAGUCACGACCACGAAAUGUUCGCGAUAUUCCAAUUAUGGGGGACGAUGAUGACGAUAAUGGGGCGGUUGGUGGAUUGAAGAUCUCAGAGAUACCUGUGGAAGAGGCAGAGAUGAUGGAGGCGAGAGAGAACGACCCCUCCCAGGCAGGAGGUAGUAGGGUAGAGAGCAUGGGUGGAAUUGGAGGAACGGGUGCGAAGCCAGCAGAAGGUAAAGCGUCAGGCCUGGGAGAGAGGGGCCCUGUCGUCGAUACCGGUGAUGAAGAUAAGCCGGAUUUACUUGGAGGGUACAUGGAUCCAGAUCUUCAGGACACAGAGGAACACAUGAUCAGGGCUGCAAUUGAAGAGUCCCGCAAGGCUGCAUUACAGUCGGGUGGAAACAACGAGGAACUCACAAGAAGUUUUUCUAGUUUGAACGGUGAUGAAGAUCUCGAACGUGCCAUGUCCCUUUCUUUGCAGACAGCAGAGCAGGAAAGACGGAAUCGAGAGCGUCAAGUGGAUUCCGAUGGCCAAGAUCCUCUUCUUCACGAUGAGGAUGGGGAUGAAGAUCCACCAGGGGGCCUAGUGCGGCGCACCGUUCAUCGUGAAGAAACAAGGCGAAGCACAAGAAUAAGUGAGACAACAGUGCAUCCUGGUGGUGAAGGACCGAGGAUGCGCUCAUUGGUCGUUGAGAGGGGAAGUAUAGGAGGGAACAGGCGAGCCAGAGGAAGGGGUGUAGGAGAAGCAGGAUCUAACAUUGGGCCAGUGAGGUCAGGUGGUGUUUCCUCCAGUGGAGGGGGAGGCAAUUCAACGCCUGGUCGCAGACGAGGAGGGCCUUCAACAAGGAAGUCUGCCGGAGGCAGUGGGCGAAGAGGGUGUGCCCCGUUGGAUGCAGAGGGUGAGGGGGGCCUAAGGGAUCUGGAGGGAGACAUUUCACGGGAUGUUGGGCGAGCUGCUGGAGGAAGAGGGGUGUUGGGCCGCGGUGGGCCAAAUGGACCAAGAGGAGACACCGGUGGUGCCACAGGAAGAAAUGAAAGCGGGGCUGGGCUGAUGGAUGCUCCAGAGGAUGAUGUUAUGGCAGACGCAGAGAACGGUCAUGAAGAGUCCCUUGGCCUGUCUUCUGCAGAGCGCGCAGAAGCUGUCAUGUUAGAGUCCGCUUUGUUUGGAGUACCUUAUCGGGGUGCUUCAGUGGAAACGGGAGGUUCUGCAUCACGGCGACCCCCCGUCAAUUCCCAGAUUCCUUCCACCUUUGAUGACGAUAGACAAUUGCGGGAGGAGCAGGAUACUGCAUUUGCAGCAUCUCUUCAAGCCGAUAGGGAGAAAGAAAUGGAGAGGCAACGGCGUCGCGAGGAAAUAGAAGCUCUUGAACGUGCUGAAGAGGAAAGCAGGCGAGAAGAAGGGCGGGCAAUGCAGCAAGCAGCAGAGGAGCUGGAAAGGGAGUUGGAGCGAAAGCGGCUCGACUUGCCUCCAGAGCCGGAGAACGGCGAUUCCUCUGCUAUCUACUUGAUGGUGAGACUACCUGAUGGAUCACGACGAGGGCGCCGGUUCCGAAGGCAGGACAAGCUACAGGCAUUGUAUGACUUCAUUGACGUCAGUGGAGGGGUGAAGCCAGGCUCUUACAGGCUGGCCCAGACUUUUCCGAAACGCCUCAUCAGUAAUGGGAAUGCAGGUAUUUCCUUGGAAGAAGCAGGACUUCUCAACAGACAAGAGACACUAUUUUUAGAGUGGCUCUGAGGCUGAGUUGGGUUGGGCACUCCUUGCACACAUUCAUGCUGUGCCCUCAACGCACGCACCGUACGUGCUUUUGUUGAUAAUCGGGUCUUGGGAGACUGCAUAACUUGCGUA